GGAUGUUGAUACUAGCUGUGAGCACAGCGCAGACAGGAACAGCUGAAAAAGAACAACAAAGCUACGACGACGACGGCACAAACGACAGAUGUGCGUCUAAAAUACACCUUCGAUAUCGGUGACAUCAUCCCUGCCGGGGACCUUUCUUGCCACUGAAACAGAUUUGAGAAGUUGUAGUUCAGUCACUCCCAGAGACUUGGCGAUGGGACGCAUCUUCUUGGACCACAUUGGCGGAACGCGCCUCUUCUCCUGUGCCAACUGUGACACCAUCCUGACCAACAGGUCUGAGCUGAUCUCGACACGUUUCACAGGAGCCACAGGCAGAGCUUUCCUCUUCAACAAGGUGGUGAACCUCCAGUAUAGCGAGGUGCAGGACAGAGUGAUGCUUACCGGCAGACACAUGGUGAGGGAUGUCAGCUGCAAGAACUGCAACAGCAAGCUGGGUUGGAUCUACGAGUUUGCUACUGAGGACAGUCAGCGGUACAAGGAGGGACGUGUCAUACUGGAGAGGGCGCUCGUCAGAGAGAGUGAGGGCUUUGAGGAGCACGUCCCCUCAGACAACUCAUGAGCCCCUAACCUUGGAUUAACUCCUCUCCCUCUCCUUUAUCCCCUUGCCUCAGCGCUGCACACCGCCACCUGCAGACUUAGUGGUCAGUGAAGUUCUGGCUUCACUCCCCACGCCCCUUUCCCUGUCUCUGGCCUAUGACCUUAGACCUCUGCUGAUUAGAAGAUUGGUUUGCUGGCUCUAUUCUUGCUGAAUAGGCAUCCCCAAAAUACUUCCUGAUUUAUGUGUCACAGGGCACCACCCCAAAACAGCUGGGGACACAGAUAGGGAGUUGUAACUUCACUUGUUUAAGUAUUUGUGCACGGUCACACAGAAUUUUCACCAUCUACGCACAAGGCAUGCUCCACACUUUUCCUUAUGGUAUUUAAACAUUAAUGCAUGAUAAUAGACAUCGUCAGUCAUUUAAAAAAAAAAAAAAACAAUCACCCGGUUGUUUUGUUUAUGUAGGUAACUCGAGUAGAUCUGAGUAUGUUCAUCAUCCAGACAUGGGCAAAGCAAACAGCCCACUCUACACAGCAGUGUUAAAUGAACCAUUGCUUUAAUGGGGCUUGUGCUUCUGUGUUGUCAACUUUGUCUCAGUGUAUUUGUCACUGGUGAGCACUGAAUGCAGUUAAGACCUCAAUAGUUAGUAGUUAAUUCUAUAUCGGUUACCUUUUGUUAGCGGUAUUGUGAUAAAUGUAAUAGUGUUUAAAAUCUUUUUCUCAUUCAAAUGAUACCGUAAACACCGCACAGAUUGAUGUCAUAUUUAAAUAUUCGUUGUUGUGUUUGACGAUGAGUUUUAUUUCGAUCUUGCACACAUGAUGUGCAUUUAUUUUGAUUGGCAUGACUUUCUUGAAAGGUACACAAAGUCUCCCAUUCUUGCAGUUCACAGUGUGGAAGUGAUCUCCUGUACAGUAGAAAAUCAUACACUUGAUCCUACAAUUUAAUUCAGUUCUACCACUCUCCAUUUGUUAGCAUGGAUUCUGUGCCUGUGUGAUGUGCCGUGUGAAGAGCAACGUGUCACUUUGGUGACUUAUGAGGAGCAUGUACCUUCCAGCCAUGUGUCUCGAGUAUGACGGUGGAGGAAUGUGUCUGAGACGUGAUGGAGACAUUCUCUGGCUGCCUUCUGGCUUAAGGACAGGAUUAUGAGAGGAUGGGUCAUGCAAGCGUUCGAAAGUAGCCAACUCUGGGAGACAAUGGGAGACAAGCAUACAGACAGCCUCUUAAAAAAUUAACCAACAGCAGACAUUCUCUUACCAGCUAAUACAUUACAAUGUUGACACUGAAAAAAUAUGUUUAAAUUGAGUUUGACUGUAUUCCAUUUGUUUAAACACAGUCGACUGCAGAUGCCGUCUCCUACUUUCGGGAUAGUGACCCAACCUCUUUUUAUAAUCCUCGGCUUAGGGCAUAUUUGGUCAUAAGAUGACUUGUUUCUUACAACACAAAGCCAAACAAGCUUUAAUGGAGUAUGAGUCUUUAAAGUUGAGCUUUUGUCCUCUGACUAUGCCAGAGCCUCCAUUUUAUAUUGUCAGUGUCCUGUGAAGAUUUCAACCAAAAUGUCAAAUCUCAAUCUCCAUGACAUUUGAGUUUAUUUUUGGAGUGGGUUAUAGCACGGCAUCAUGGCCCUGGUGUAAUAUUGUGCCAUUUCAGAGUGUGCCUGCCUGCAGGCGUACCGGAGUGGUCCAGCCUUCACUAGUGACAUUGUUAAUAUUUUUGCUUGCCUUUACAAGGUCAUGCAAGAAAGUGCAAGUUACCAUUUCAACAACAACAAAAAAAUCACUAUAAAUGGCUUCUACAGGACAAUGACAUAUCCCUAAAUCAGUGCAGUGUACAGUCAAUGGCCAUGACAAAAUAUUGUUAUUCUGUUGUUCACUUUUACCAUUUUAUUGAUAGGCCUUUGUUUUUAUUUGAUUUACUCUAUAUGAUUAUUAUUUUAUUGACUGAUACAUUUAUCUUAUUGUAUAUUUUUUUUUGAUUGGAGGUUUGGAAAAAGUUUUCUUGUAUGGCUAUAGCAAGGUUUUCUCUGAUGUGAUUUCUAAAUAAACAUGUAGUCUUGCUGGGUAAAA
This is a messenger RNA of Morone saxatilis (striped sea-bass), 2610 nucleotides long. RefSeq names its product protein yippee-like 5. The record is from RefSeq and is a predicted model, not a curated record. NCBI's taxonomy places the organism in Eukaryota, Metazoa, Chordata, Actinopteri, Moronidae. The transcript is spliced from 3 exons. The coding region runs from base 203 to 568 and encodes 121 amino acids.